This is a messenger RNA of Toxotes jaculatrix (banded archerfish), 3681 nucleotides long. It is a transcript of the gene gpr18, whose product is annotated as G protein-coupled receptor 18. Lineage: Eukaryota; Metazoa; Chordata; Actinopteri; Toxotidae. The record is from RefSeq and is a predicted model, not a curated record. Gene Ontology annotation, molecular function: G protein-coupled receptor activity. The coding region runs from base 168 to 1181 and encodes 337 amino acids. Gene Ontology annotation, cellular component: membrane. The transcript is spliced from 3 exons. Gene Ontology annotation, biological process: positive regulation of Rho protein signal transduction; phospholipase C-activating G protein-coupled receptor signaling pathway.
CAUUCACUUCCUUGUUUUGGCCGUUUGAGCAAAGUGCUCAGAUAAAUCGCUGUGCCGCUUCAUAAACCUGUUGGUGCAAGCUUGACAAGAUGGUUGUUUGAAUUCUGUGAUUUGAAACUCGCAUGGACUAAUGAGGGAUUAUUUCACAUAAUGUUUAAAAUUUCAGUAUGAGACUGGAUCUGAACAACUCCAACAUGUCUGUGGAGUCCAGCACUGUCAGGCCAGAGCAGGGACCAGUGGAGUACCGCAUGGCAGGCCUGAUCUUCUACUGCUUCGUCUUCAUCGUAGGAGUCAUAGUCAAUGUCACCGCUCUGUGGGUGUUUGCUCUCACCACCAAGAAGAGGAACUCAGUCACUGUCUACAUGAUAAACGUGGCAGUGGUAGACCUUACCUUCAUCUUGCUGCUUCCCUUCAGGAUGGCUUACCACCACCAGGACUACUGGCCCUUUGGAGACCUAUUCUGCCGGAUCAGUGGUGCUCUCACCAUUUUCUAUCCCUGCAUAGCUCUGUGGCUGUUUGCACUGAUCAGUGCUGACCGCUACAUGGCUAUUGUCCAGCCAAAGCAUGGCAAGGAGCUUAGGAAUGUGCCCAAGGCCGUGGUGGCGAGUUUUGGGGUGUGGAUCAUGACUAUGGGCAGCACUGUACCCCUGCUCUUCUCUGAACAUGACCCCGAUCGCAUCUCCAAUUUCACCACUUGCAUCAAGAUGCAAGAUAUCAUCUACUUGCGCUAUGACAACCUUGUCAACUUUGUGCGCCUCAUCUUCUUUUUCCUGGUUCCCAUAUGUAUAAUGAUUGGCUGCUAUGUCGUCAUAGUGGAUAAUCUGAUCCACGGCCGCACCUCGAAACUCAAACCUAAAGUGAAGCAGAAGUCUAUCCGGAUUAUCAUCACACUCAUUAUCCAAGUCUUGGUGUGUUUUGUGCCUUUUCAUGUGUGUCUAGUGCUCCGUUUGCUGGGGAAAGAUAGGGGGUUUAGCACAUGGGCAGUCUUUACCACAUUCCUGAUGAACAUGAGCACAGUGUUAGACAUUAUUCUGUACUACAUAGUUUCCAAACAGUUCCAGGACAGGGUGAUCAGUGUGAUUCUGUACAGGAACUACCUGCGAAGUGUAAGGCGAAAGAGCAGGCACACGCACACGGGCAGCGUUCGAUCGAUGAGCAACCUGACCAGUGCAAUGAUAUGAUACACCCAUCAAACUUUCAUGUCAAACUUCACACCUGUAUGUACUGUGCACGCUUUCGGCACAAUGUAACACUGAAUGCAUCAGUGUGUACAUGGUUCAUUAUCAAAAGGAUCAAAACUUGCAAUUAAUUUCCAAGGUGUAAUUUACACUCACAGUAUGGGAGUGCUGCUGUUGUGGCAAAAACAUCUGUGUUCAGAGCUGAUUGACUCACCCAUGAGACUUGAGAUGUUUUCUGUGCAUCUUUGCUCUGGCAGACGUAGCAAGGGUGUCUGUGGCUCAGGUGUAAUACACGCAGGCGAAAAUAGAACUGAUAAUAAUUUAAAACGUAGCCCACGGUAUCUCAGUGUUUGGUCUGUUAUUAUGUAUAAAUAUUGAAACUCUUCUCAGCUUUCUCACGACGCCACCCAGCAACUAUAAAAAGCCCGACAGCCACCAUGUGGGGAAGCCAACAGGAAAUGAUGGUGGGUUCUUAAAGGAUGUUAAAUUAGUUUGAUCGCUACAUAAUACCUUGCCUCUGCAGCAGCUCAGUGCAGCAUCACAACUAAGUAAAUAAUACAUAAAAUAUAUAAUUACACACACACACACCAUAAACAUCAUAGCAGUUGCUGAAAAUUUACUGACCAGGUGAUGGCAGCAUGGCACAGCUAGAUCACAUCCACCUGCCAGAGCAAGACAAAACAGAGCUUUCUUUACUUUUCGAGUGGAAAGUGCUGAAUUUUUGUUCCUCUCUUGUGAAGUUCCUUUUUUUCCCUGCUUAUUAUUACAUUUCAACUGGCUAUAUAAAAGCAAAUAUUCCAAUUUUUUAUUCUGUGAAAUAACCAUUUCACCUCACAGAGAAGUUGUGAACUACAAUCAUAACAGCUUUCUCAACCAGGAACGAGACUGAAGUGUGUUUAUGGUGCAAUGCGAAUCAUAUUGAUUAGACAUUAAAUGAUUCAGUCACUUGAAGUGCAUUUACAGUAACAUCCUCAAGAGACGUCAGGGAGGCUAUUUACUAGAUUUAAAGCAACCUUAACCUUAAAAGAGAAAACCUUUAGGUCUCUGCUGCGACUAUAAGCACUGUGUUGCGAGACCCCGCAAUUUAUCCACAAUUUAUGACAGACAAGUGAUGAGUAAGAAGGUACAGAACGUGUGACAGUUCUAUCUCUGCGAAGAGACUGUUUAAUUUAAAUGAAGGGGGGAAAAAAAACAGAUUUGAAUGUGACGGUUUUGAUAGGUGUCCUGCACAAACGUCACUAAAGCUAAGAAUUGAUUUGAUGGUACCAGUUGCUAAAAUAAUCAAGUUAGUGUGUCUGUCACGCCAACACAGUCUUAACUGGAUUAGACAGUGAGUCAGUGUAGCAGAGUAACUGUGUAGUGCCUCAUACAAUUAGACAGGCAAUGCGCCCUGUGGUGUGACAACAUCUACCAUAGUUAUUCUUGGAAUGGUUAUCGUAUGACAGAUCAAUGAAAAUACGGCUAAAUACACUUUGAUUCUUUAAAGAGAUUCUGGUUUUAGUCAAGCAAGUCCAGUCAAAUUCCCAGUGAGUCAAGUUAGUGUACCGCAGUAGUAAAAGGAUAAACUGCACCAAGAGUCCAUAUGGUUCUUGGUUGGUUUGUGCAAUGCACACAGUCAAGAAAUGGCCAGACUGACAAAUAGAAGAGGUAGAUUUACACUGUGUUUAAUAAGGGAAGGCAGACUACAAGAUUUCCAUCUCACAUGGAACUCUGGGAACUGCAGUUCAUCACAUGAUGAUAGCUUUAUUGGCCGGUGGACUACAAGCGGAUUUAUAACCAAGAGGUCAAAGGUCAAAUGAAACAUCAGAGGGUCAUCUAUCUGUCCCACCUGUUAGACAUCAAAGAAAAACCAGGCACGCUGCUCACAGCAACUGGCAUUUAAAACAAUUAAGUUUCCUGUCAAGUCCCUGUGAUGAAUUAUCCGGAAGCUUUACCGGCUGUAAUUCUAAAUCUUCCCAACAAGUGCCUUUGUUGUAGAGAAAUUAAUGAAAACAAGAUUGUCUUUCAUAGGAGCUGAUCUAACAGCGCGACAGCCAGCUGCUCUUCUUUGGGAAUAAAAACAGUCAGCAUUAAACACAGCUCACACAAAAUACUUUUUUUUUUCUACCACUCGUGUGGAAAACAAAUCAGGCGGUGAGCGCAGUGGCCAUCUGUUUUGUUAUUUGAUAUGUGUGAAUACAUGUUGUAAUGACUUUGUUUGUGAAUCACUCUGCACGGCAGAACACACGAGAGCUCUCGAAGUGCUGGAGUGUUCAAAGCUAAUCAUAUAAUUGGACACAAUAGUCGAUGACAAAUGGAGACGCUUGGAGCCAGCCAGCUGGGGAAGUGAAUAUGUAAUCAUUGUAAAAUCAUAUCAUUUUUGCAUAUUUGAGACAGCUUAAUAGAGUUUGCAUGUCAGCACAGUAUCAAAUGAUGAUCAGAGACAGUGUUGCUGUAUUUGUUUUUCUAAAUAGUGUUUUGUUGCACUAUUUAUCUUUAUCAUGAUUAAAAGUGUUCCUUAAGA